Messenger RNA from Cajanus cajan (pigeon pea), 1489 nucleotides. RefSeq lists its product as uncharacterized. NCBI's taxonomy places the organism in Eukaryota, Viridiplantae, Streptophyta, Magnoliopsida, Fabales, Fabaceae. Gene Ontology annotation, molecular function: transaldolase activity. Gene Ontology annotation, biological process: carbohydrate metabolic process; pentose-phosphate shunt. The record is from RefSeq and is a predicted model, not a curated record. Gene Ontology annotation, cellular component: cytoplasm; intracellular anatomical structure.
UUUGCAGUGGAUGAGUAUUGGCAUGGGUUGAAGUUGAAGCAGCCCCUUGAUGAGUUGUUUAAAGAGUGGCACUGGUUUUCCAUUACCAGGGUCAUUAAGGACAAGCCUCAGUUUAAGUUUAAGGGGAAGAAUGAGUCAUAACAGUAACGGGGCAAAGAUUAAAAGUAGUAGAAUUCUACACCAUCUCUAUGAGAAGCAGAGACAGAGUCCUUACUAUGACAAUCUCUGUCGCCCUGUUUCAGAUUUGCUUCCAUUCAUUGCCAAUGGAAUCAGAGGUGUCACUACCAAUCCAGCGAUUUUUGAAAGAGCUAUUUCAUCCUCAAAUGGUUACGAUGAGCAGUUGAGGAACUUGGUGGAGGCAGGGAAGGACGUAGAAAGUGGCUACUGGGAAAUGGUUGUGAAGGACAUACAAGAUACUUGCAAACUCUUUGAGCCAAUUUACAAUGAAAAAGAUGGUGUAGAUGGUUAUGUUUCUGUUGCAGUUUCCCCCAAGAUAGCAAAUGAUACCAAGGGGACAAUUGAGGCAGCAAAAUGGCUUCAUAAAAUGGUUGGCUGUCCAAAUGUCUAUAUUAAAAUUCCAGCCACUGAUGAAUCCAUUCUUUCAAUAAAAGAGGUUAUUUCUUCGGGGAUAAGUGUAAAUGCCACUCUCAUAUUCUGUCUCCCUAAAUAUGAAGCAGUAAUUGAUGCUUAUUUGGAUGGGCUUGAGGCUUGUGGCAUGACUGAUCUCUUUAAGGUUUCUAGUGCAGCAGCUUUCUACAUCAGUAGAGUGGAUGUUACAAUUGACAAGAAACUUGAGCAAAUUGGUACCUCUGAGGCUCUUGAACUCAAAGGAAAGGGUGCGGUUGCUCAAGCUGUCUUAGCUUACCAACUUUACCAGAAAAAGUUUUCUGGUCCCAGAUGGGAACACUUGGAGAAGAGAGGUGCCAAGAAGCAGAGGUUGAUGUGGGCUUCAACAAAUGUGAAAAAUCCAUCUUACCCGGACACAUUUUAUGUUGAUUCUCUUAUUGGACCAGAUACAAUUUCAACCAUACCAGAGCAAGCUCUUAAUGCAUUCAUGGACCAUGGUAUUGUUUCAAGGAGUCUUGAUGAACAAGUAUCAGAGGCUGAAGACAUUUACAAUGCAAUUGAGAAGUUGGGUAUUGAUUGGAAUGAAGUUGGAUCACAACUGGAACGUGAGGUGCUGGAUUCUUUCACAAAAAGCUUUCACAAUGUGCUUGAAUGCAUGCAGAAGAAGACCAAGACUGCGGAUUUCAUCAGCAUAAAAUUAUAAACCGUGCUAAGGUUAACUAGCACAAGCCUAAGCCAAAAAUAUUUCCCUCCCACCCCCACACCUUUUUUUCUUUCUUUCUUUCUGUGACACUGGUUGCAUAUGCAGCAUGCGCUUGAUGCUACCGAAGCUUAGAACUUAGGCGUGUAACUAAAAUAAUAUUGUGAACCAGAUGAUUAAACAUAAAAUAUAUAUAUAUAUAUAUAUAUAUGUUAAUAUAAA